GUUCCACCCCUCCCUCCUGCAGCCACAGCAUCAUCAAACACAUUCUCAACAUGCUACGGCUGGUCUCCAUCUCCAAGUCACAGAUAUCGAAGGCCACUCAUCUCUACAUCAACCACACUUCUUGCGCCAUCAUCCAUCCAUGUCACAUCCGUCUCCAUCUUCACCCUACGACAUCAGCGGCUACGGUCAACAACAUCCAUCCCAAGCUGGUGGCCGCAAACGCAGUCGGCCGCACGAAGAACUACAGCCAGACCUGCGAGGUCCUCUAGACCAACCACCCGACCCGUACGGCCAGGCACCUGGAGACGUCCUUGUCGAACUGACACCCGGUGGUCGUCACCCACAGUCCCAGGGAUAUUCCCUUCACCCAUACCAACAACAACCUGCCCCACCCCCACCCCCGCCUCAACACCACCACCACCGACUCCCCGACCAGCGUCCUACUAAGAUACCACGCAUGGCCGGCGAGGAUACCUCUCCUCUCCAGCACAUCCAUGGUCCCCCCAGUGUCGUAGGACAGGAGGGGAUGCCUCCGCCCGCGGCGCGACCACGAGGCCCCAAACUCAAAUUUACCCCCGAGGACGACCAGCUACUUGUCGAUCUGAAGGAGAAGAAGAACCUCACCUGGAAGCAAAUUGCCGACUUUUUCCCUGGCCGGAGUUCUGGUACUCUGCAGGUUCGCUAUUGCACGAAGCUCAAGGCAAAGACGACGGUUUGGACAGACGAGAUGGUCCAAAAGCUUCGCAACGCCAUGCAGGAGUACGAGAACGAUCGUUGGCGCAUCAUUUCCUCAAAAGUCGGCAGUGGGUUUUCCCCGGCAGCAUGCAGAGACAAGGCGGCGGAACUGGACGUAGUAGAGGUUGAGGAGGAGGACCAGGGCGGUUACACGCAGUCGCAGAUGGCUCCGAGCUCAAGUGACCCCACUGCGUCAUUCCAGUGACUCGCCGAACAGUUCGAAGGUCUUCAUGCGUGGUAAUUUAAUGAUUUGGGAAGAAACGAGACAGGAAGGGAUGCUUUUUCAGGGCGGGUUGUGCUGGUCACGAUCCCAGUUUCU
This is a messenger RNA of Lindgomyces ingoldianus, 1054 nucleotides long. RefSeq lists its product as uncharacterized. The transcript is spliced from 2 exons. Lineage: Eukaryota; Fungi; Ascomycota; Dothideomycetes; Pleosporales; Lindgomycetaceae. The coding region runs from base 140 to 940 and encodes 266 amino acids. The record is from RefSeq and is a predicted model, not a curated record.